Molecule: messenger RNA, 1832 nt
Organism: Diospyros lotus (date-plum)
Lineage: Eukaryota; Viridiplantae; Streptophyta; Magnoliopsida; Ericales; Ebenaceae
Exons: 5
Coding region: 232-1509 (425 amino acids)
Biological process (GO): protein phosphorylation; spliceosomal complex assembly; regulation of mRNA processing
Molecular function (GO): ATP binding; protein kinase activity
Source: RefSeq, a predicted model, not a curated record
AAUCAGCAUAGCAGACUCCUCCACUGCACCUAAUUGCAAGCCGAAGCCAAGGGCCGAGGGGCAAAACCGGCAACUAAAAAGCACCGGCUUUUUCAAAAGGAAGAUGCAAGGAAAGACCGAAGAACCAGAAAUAAGAGGGAGAGAAAAGUGGAGACGAAAUCGAUCGAUUCGAUUCGUGAUCCAAAGCGGAAGGCGUGAAAUCGCACGAUUGGAGAGCGGAAAGCAGCGAUCAUGGCGUGUUCGUCGUCCUCGAGCGGCUCGGAGGAGGAGGAGGAGGGCAUGGACUCCUAUCGCAAGGGUGGCUACCACGCGGUUAGGGCCGGCGACACCUUCUCCGGCGGCCGCUACAUUGCGCAGAGGAAGCUCGGCUGGGGCGAGUUCUCCACCGUCUGGCUCGCUUACGACACUCGUUCCUCCAGUUACGUUGCACUCAAGAUCCAGAAAAGUGCACCCCAAUUUGCUCAAGCUGCUUUACAUGAGAUUGAAGUUCUUUCUGCUAUUGCUGAUGGUGACCCCUCAAAUAGUAAGUUUGUUGUACGAUUAGUAGAUCACUUCAAGCAUAUAGGCCCAAAUGGACAGCAUUUGUGCAUGGUCCUUGAGUUUCUUGGCGAUAGCCUGCUCCGCCUGAUCAAAUAUAACCGUUAUAAAGGCCUUGAGUUGAAUAAAGUUAGAGAGAUUUGCAAAUGCAUUUUGAUUGGGUUGGAUUACCUGCACAGAGAACUCGGAAUAAUACACACAGACCUAAAGCUUGAAAAUAUUCUUCUUUUUUCCACUAUUGAUCCUGCCAAAGAUCCAAUAAGGUCUGGUUUUACCCCAAUCCUUGAAAGGCCCGAGGGAAGUUCAAAUGGUGGAUUCACCACAAACUUUAUUGAGAAAAAGUUAAAAAGGAGGGCAAGGAGGGCAGUGGCUAGGAUGUCAGAAAGAAGAGCUUCAAUGGGAGUGACCGGAAUGACUCCAAAACCAGAAAGAUGCUUGGAUGGGAUUGAUAUGAGGUGUAAGGUUGUGGAUUUUGGAAAUGCAUGCUGGGCUGAUAAGCAGUUCCCAGAGGAAAUUCAAACAAUGCAGUAUAGGGCCCCUGAAGUUAUACUUCGUUCUGGUUACUCCUCCUCUGUUGAUAUGUGGUCAUUUGCUUGCAUCACCUUUGAGCUUGCUACAGGAGAAAUGUUGUUUACUCCCAAGGGUGGACAAGGAUUUAGUGAUGAGGAGGAUCACCUUGCUCAAAUGAUGGAAGUGCUUGGAAAGAUGCCACGGAAGAUAGCCAUAGGGGGAGCCCGAUCCAAAGAUUACUUUGACAGACAUGGGGAUCUGAAGAGGAUCCGGAGGCUGAAAUACUCGUCGCUGGACAGAUUGCUGAUCGAUAAAUUUAAAUUUGAAGAGAGUGAUGCUCAGGAGUUGUCUGAGUUUCUCACUCCCCUCCUGGAUUUUUCACCAGAGAAGAGGCCAACCGCUCAGCUGUGUCUGCAACACCCGUGGCUCGACCUCAGGAAUCCGAACGUGAACGGGGUCUGACUGAAUCUAGUUCCAGAAAACUGGAUGUUGAAAUGAGCACCCUUCGGAAUAAGGUGGGAAAGUGAAGAAGGGAUCAAAGGUUUUAUUUUCUGCUCGUGUCCCUCCCUCCACCUGGAUGACUUUGCUUGAGAUUUAUUUUUUUAACACUUUGACUCUUAAUUAACAAAUAUAUGUAGCAUAGUGAACGCUUACUUUUGUGAGAAAUUACCUCAAAUAGAGAAAUUUGACAGACAUGUUACUACUAUUGAGAUUUUUAGCUUUGUAUACACGAAAGGAUUCUGGUGAACAUGUCACCCAAACAUGUUUUGGUUAUUGUUUUUCCA